UUGACAACUCUACAGAAGCAAAGAGCAAACGAAGAAGAACACGAUUAAACUUCACAGAGGAAGAAAUGGCGGGUUCUUCAAAAGAAGAGCAACUCGUUCGACACGUUUAUGCUGGAUUACAGGCUGCGUCCUGUCCCCUGGUGGAAGGUCUGUACCUGCAGGAAGCCAGCAGCAUGCUGCAGCUGCUGUGCGCUCCCUCUCAGCACCGCACCGACAUCCUGAAAUGGAUCUGCAGCAGUAUCAACCCAAACUUUGGCCACUCCAAGACGAUGGUGGUGAGAUCCAGCAGCCCAGAUGUUCUGACCAAAGAAAUAGCGGCGCUUGGGCAGGAGCUGAUGCUGUGCAGGGCCGAUGACCUGGACCUCAUCAGGGGCGAAGCGGGUUCCCACAGGCAGCUCCGGUUCCUGGAGCAGCUUUUAACUUUAGUACCCGGCUGUGAGAAGUCUGCUGGAGACGGACUGGAUACUGAGGUGCUGCUGAACGAGCUCUUCACGGCUGAGAAUCUGCCUCACCUCUCACGGAUGCUCAGACCCGCCCUGGACCCCUGGCCUGCAGACAUCAAGGCUUUAUUUGAGGGCGCCAAGUCCUCCCUGAAGCCGAAUGGGAAGGUGGCCUCUGACGUGAUCGCCCUGCUACAGCUGACUCGGUCGACCCUGGAGCAGCUGCAGUCACAGUGCGAGUUCCUGGGUGGCGAGGCUCAGUGCGCCGGCGUCUUCUCUCCCAGCUCGCUCCGAGUGGCGGCCUGCGACCUGCAGCUGCUCAUGGCCACUUUCAGUCACGCCUUUGAAAGCCACCUUAGGGCGUAUUGCAGCAGAGAGCCGCCCUGCUUCAGCGCCAAGGCCGACGUCUUCCAGAGGACACACCAGCUAGUGCUGGCCUUCAUCAAGGAGCUGGAAAUGCUGCAGAAAGUAUCGGAGGCUUCUGCAUCCCUGACGGAGGAAGUGAACCAUCUCCAAACGCAGCCGAGCUACCGGCGCCGAGGGGAGAGGCUCACGCUACGUGAGGCAACGUCCUCUCACAGUCGGGGCCAGAGGCUUUGGGACUUUGACACCGUUUGUCAAAUGGUUCCACACAGUCAAAGGAUUUGAACUGAAGCUGUCAAUAUUUGGCUGAUGUGUAGAAAGUUUUAGUUUUUAUUUAAUAGAUUAAAAAAAAACUUCUCUUUAGCAAUUCUAGCCAUCCCCGUUGUCAGUCUCAGGGGUAAUUGGACAAAUUGUGGAAGUUGUGCACAUUGUGGUGUCUGUGUCUGUAGGAACAGGAUUAAUAGAAUUAUUAAUAAUCACAAAGAUAAUUUACUAAAUAAAUAAAAACUGUGAACUUGUGUUCCUCACAUUGUUAAACCUCUGUCUGAUUAUUAAUCUAUAUGAGUGGUGGCUCAGGUGUAUUGUUAGUGAAUUAUAAAAGAAAGAAGGAAAGACUCAAAACAAAGACGAUCUUAGACACCGCAGCUGGAACUCUGCUGUCAAGGCCCCUUUGAGGACACUAAGCACCAACCGCCUCUCUCUCUACGUUUUUACAACGCAAGUCCUCAUGUCUACCGCUGUGUCUGUGUUAGGGUUGGUGAUGCCCACCACGGCCCCCCAGGGGUUGCGACCCACAGUUUGGAAAUCAGUGGCUAUAAACGCAACUUGGAACCUAAAUUCUGCUCUUUGAAUAGAUACAAGGUCCAAGUAACGGGACAGGUCUAACAGAAUGUUACGUAGCAGAUACCAUGGUUGUUUUGCAGCGUUUACUCUGCUCUGCUUUUUUUUACCAUGGAAACAAUUCUAAGAUCAUCCACUUCAUGUGUUAUGUGGUCUUGCCUUUUGGUGUUGCUGAGCUUGCUAGUACAUUCCUUCUUUUUAAGAACCGUAGUUAUCGACUUGACGCCUGUAGUCCGCAUGCCGAGGGCUCCAUGGAUCAGCUACAGUAGGCCAACUCAACAUUUGGAAUCCACUGCAGACCCUUUGUCUUCUUCAUUUGUCAUAGAAUGAAGAGGGAACAGUCCACACGUCUUGAGUCUGUGAAAUGGGGAAGACUGUAAAAUGGCUUUAAUUCCCUAACUGUUAAUGUGUUGGGUUUGUUUAUAUCCAUCCAAGUUUAUGCCAGAUGGCGCCAGGAUGGCCAUCUAUUUAUUUUCUUAAUGGUACACAAGCACGUCAUUAAUGCUUCUUCUUUCUGUUUUUCAGCGGAACAGUUGGAAGAACUCAGAAAGCGGAUUGGAGACGUACUUCCCCUGAUUCCUUCCUGAUGGCUCACCAGACCUAGCGAAUCAAUCAGGGUGUGUCUGGUGAAUCGAGCAAAGCAUAUAAAGAAGGAUGGUUCUAAUAAGACUCUAUUGUUUUUGCUAAAUGGAUUCGUAACCAUAAACCACUCUUAAGUAGCAGACACUGCUGUUUAGGUUUUGUCUCUUUGGGAAAUGUGAUCCCAUUCCACUGAUGGCCAACAUUGUGCCCGCUCGCUUUCUUUGUGACCAACUUGAAUUACAGUGCAGAAAGGUUUCAUCAUUUAACAUUUAACUCCUAAAUGUAAUUAAUUGACCAUUGCUAUUCUUAAUGUAAAUGUAUGUAUUGUUUUACUGAAUAAAUUGAAUAUUUUAAUCCUCAA
Messenger RNA from Pungitius pungitius (ninespine stickleback), 2586 nucleotides. It is a transcript of the gene haus7, whose product is annotated as HAUS augmin-like complex, subunit 7. The transcript is spliced from 8 exons. The record is from RefSeq and is a predicted model, not a curated record. Gene Ontology annotation, molecular function: microtubule minus-end binding. The coding region runs from base 66 to 1088 and encodes 340 amino acids. Lineage: Eukaryota; Metazoa; Chordata; Actinopteri; Perciformes; Gasterosteidae. Gene Ontology annotation, biological process: spindle assembly; centrosome cycle. Gene Ontology annotation, cellular component: HAUS complex.